Petromyzon marinus (sea lamprey) is the source of this 2410-nucleotide messenger RNA. Lineage: Eukaryota; Metazoa; Chordata; Hyperoartia; Petromyzontiformes; Petromyzontidae. The record is from RefSeq and is a predicted model, not a curated record.
ACAACGCAAGCGAUCUUCAUCAGGUGUCAAGAACAAAUCACGGAGGUAAAUACAGUUGUCCCUCACUAUAACGCGGUUCACCUUUCGCGGCCUCGCUGUUUCGCGUAUUUUUUUUAGUGUAAUUUUGCAUGCUUUUUUUUCCUGCGUACAGUAUGAACGCACAUUGUGUUCGGCGUCCUGAUUGGCUACGGGAGAACUGCACAUGUGUUCUGCGUCCUGAUUAGCUAAGGGAGUACAGAAUGCGUUCGGCUAGCCAGAUUUACAUAAAUGUUCAAUCGCUAGCAGUGUGACUCUGAAGUGCUGUAUGUUUGCAAGUUUUCUACCCGAAAAAAACCCAUAAUGUCGAUGAAACAAACUGCAAGGAAAAAGGCACCUGCAGUCGCACCCAAAAGGCAGAGGAAGAUGCUAACCAUCGCAGAAAAAGUUGGACUUCUGGACAUGCUAAAGGAAGGUAGACGUUACGCGGUUCGUUACAUAAAGAAGGAGGAAAAUAACAUAAGGACGACGGCAGCAAUAAGUUUUAACAGGGAUGCAAAAAGGUUUGUAACUGUCCGCAACAAGACCAUUGUAAGGAUGGAGUCUGCUUUAGCUCUGUGGAUCAGUGACAGCAGGAAAAAGAACAUUCCGCUGGACACCAACAUCAUCCGCACAAAAGCUAAAAAACUUUAUGAAACCUUUGCUGACAGCGAGGAGCAAGAUGAUGCGGAGCCCGGGUCAUCAAAGAGUGCUUUUCACGCAGAACCAAGCCCAUUUAAUGCCAGCAAGGGCUGGUUUGACAAAAUCCAGCAACGCUUUGGACUUAAAAGUGUUUCUCUACAUGGAGAGGCCGCCUCUGCAAAUACCGCUGGAGCAGAGGCAUACGUGAACAAAUGUAAAGUGAUCAUCGAAGGGGGAUAUAAGCCUGAUCAAGUUUUUAAUAUGGAUGAGACAGGCUUAUUUUGGAAACGAAUGCCCUCUCGCACCUUUAUAAUGCAGGACGAAGCCAAAGCCUCUGGAUUUAAAGCCCAAAAAGAUCGUGUGACUCUGGUUAUGUGUGGAAAUGCUGCGGGCUUUAUGAUAAAACCAGGGCUUAUUUAUAGGUCAAAAAAUCCGAGAGCCCUAAAAAACAAAAAUAAGAAUGCGUUGCCCGUUUACUGGAUGCACAUUGCAAAGGCUUGGAUGACAAAAGUGCUCAAUCUGGAUUGGUUCCAACAUUAUUUCAUUCCGGAAGUCAAGCGUUACUUGAGAGGAAAAGGACUAGAUUUUAAAGUGCUUCUGCUCGUGGACAAGGCCGGAGGCCACGCUGAUGAUUUGUCGUAUGAUGGUGUGCAAAUUGAAUUUCUCCCGCCAAACACCACAUCGCUGAUUCAGCCCUUGGACCAAGGCAUCAUCCUCGCUUUCAAAGCGCUCUAUACGCGCAACACCCUGCAGCAUCUUGUUGAGGCUAUGGACUCGGAUCAAGAUUUCUCACUAAAGGCCUACUGGCGUGAAUACACGAUUGCAUCAUGUCUCCAAAAUAUUCAGAGGGCCAUUCAUGAGAUGAAAACUGAAACUUUAAAUGUCUGCUGGAAAAAACUGUGGCCAGAGGCAGUGCACAACCCCACCGGAUGCUCUCUUGAUGAGAUCCAUCACUCUGCGGUAGAUACAGCUGUGAAUCUGGCUAAACAGCUUGGGGGAGAUGGCUUUAAUGAUAUGACUCUCGAUGACAUUAAUGCCCUGAUUGAUGCCCACUCACAACCGCUGACUGAUGAAGACCUGGCAGAGAUGACAAAGCCACCAAGUGAGGAUGAUGGAGAAGAGGAAGAAGAGGACACAAGUGUUGAUAAAGAGGAGGAGGAUGGACUAACACUUGAUCGCUUGGCGACCAUGGUGAGAAUGGCCACUGAACGUCAGAGAGCUGCACAAGAAUGGGACCCUUUGAUGUUCCGUUCAUUACAGUUCUCAAAUAUAAUCAAAGGUGGCAUGUCUGUUUAUAAGAAUCUUCUGGCCCAGAAGAAAAAACAGUGCCAACAACUACCCAUAACUAUGUUCUGCACUCGGAAAAAAACACCUGCACCAAGGCCUUCAGAGGAAAAAGACGUUACAGCGGAGCGGCGCCAGGACAAAGAGGCACCUUCAGAGGAACUGUGAAAUACGCGAAUUACUGGUAAUAAUUUCUUAUGUGUCAAACCUCGUAGAUUGAUCAUUAAAAUUAAAUUUGUUAAAAAUGUUUGGGCUUGAAAACAGGUUUUGAUCUUUGGUUUAAUUUACUAAUUUUGUACUUAUUUUUUUAAAUCUGUGAAAGUUUGAACUUUGAGAGUGUUUAAAUAAGAGAGAAAUGUGAGAAAAUGUUAAUCCCUGUCUGAGAAAAGUGUAUAAAAGUGUGUGGUUAGGGGUUUUACGGCCUUGAAACAUAUAUAAUUGUAAAAAAUAAAGCUGAUUACUUCGCGGA